CGGUCAAUGUUUAACCGGAGCGGUGGUACCUGUUGUGCGGGGCAGCCCAGGCUGGCUGGCGGUGGCUCCCGCCGGGACCGGCCGGGUGCUGCGGGCACCCUGAGCGAGGGGUGCUGGGGGGGGGGGGCGAAUGGAGCCGGAGGGAGAGCAGGAGUGGGAACCCCAGUCGGGCACACGGCCUAAAACGCUCCCAUGGGGCCACGAGAGACCGAGCCCCGGAGAGAAGCAAGAGGGCCCCGUGGUGGGCAGAGACACACGCCUGAGAGUGGUGCUGAGGGUCCGGCCACUUACCUGCACAGAGACGCGGCGAGGAGACCGGCGGGUUGUGCACAGCCUCGGUGACGGCACCGUCCACGUGAGCGCAGCCAGGCACGAUGCCACCUUCGGGUUCAGCGCCGUGUUCGACGCGGGAGCCUCGCAGGAGGCCGUGUUCGAAGGCAGCGGGAUGAGGCAGCUGGUGGAGCUGGCGAUAGACGGCUUCUCCUGCACCGUCUUUGCCUUUGGGCAGACCGGCUCGGGAAAGACCUACACCCUGAUGGGACCCCUCACCCAGAGCGAGAGCCGCCCGGCGGCCCCGGGGCUGCUGGGGCUGAUGCAGAGGUCCUUCGCCUGCCUUCUGGAGCAGAGCCGGAGCCGUGGCUCUGAUCUGGCUCUCAGUGCCUCCUACCUGGAGAUCUACAACGAGCAGGUCCGGGACCUGCUGAGCCCUGGGCCACCACGUGCCCUGCCUCUGCGGUGGAGCAAAACCUGCGGCUUCUAUGUGGAGAACCAGCUCAGCGUGGACUUCGAAAGCCUGGAGGCCAUCGCUGACCUGCUCCUGCAAGGAUCUCAGAGACGACGGACCUCGGCACAUGCCCUCAACAGGCACUCGAGCCGCAGCCACGCUCUUCUGACCAUCCACGUCCGCAGCCGGGCUCCCAGCGCCUGCCCCAGCAAGCAGGGCACACUGUGCUUCGUGGACCUGGCUGGCAGCGAGAGGGUAAAGGAGACCGGUUCCAGUGGGGAGCUCUCCGUGGAGGCCAACAACAUCAACCGCAGCCUCCUGGCACUGGGACACUGCAUCUCUCUUUUGGCCAAACCCCGAGGGAAGCGGAUGCACAUCCCUUACCGGGACAGCAAGCUCACCCGGCUGCUGGCCCGCUCCCUGGGCGGCUCAGGCAUCACCCUGAUGGUCGCCUGCAUCUCCCCAUCCUCACGCUGCCUCUCAGAGACGCUGAGCACCCUGCACUACGCCAGCCGUGCCCGGAGGGUCACCACCAGGCCCCUGGCCAACAGGGUGUCCCGGGAGAAGCUGCUGCAAACCUUGGAGGAAGAAAUCCACGCCCUGCAGCUGGAAAACCUCUCCCUGCGCCAGCAGCUGUGCCUGCCGAGGGUGCCGACAAGGAGCAUGGAGGUCCCUGGGACACCCACAAGGACAGGGGCACGGCCAGGCUGGGGAGGCAGGUACGGCCCCGCAGGGCUGCAUCGCUCCCCUCUUGAAGGGCAGGAGGGAGCCCCAGCCUGGCCCAGCCUCUACGGCCUCCUGCGGGACUUUGUGGUGGAGAACGAGCAGCUGAGGCAGCCCCGGCUGUCCCCAGACCCCAGCGGUGACAUCCCAGCUGGCCCAUCCUGCAGAACCACCCGCAGCUCCUGUGACAGCCAGCCCCCGCUCCGGAGUGCCCGCACCCCCCGUGUCCCCCCUGGCCGCCCUGCGAGGCUCCGGCAGCCUGACGCGACACCCGCCUCCGGCCCCCGGCUGCCGAAGCUGCCUCCAGCCUCCGGCCGCCCCAGCUGCUCGGGGUGCCCUCACUGCUGCCCUGGGCCGGCCGAUGCCAUCGUGUCCCAGGUGCUGCCAGGGCCCCCCGUGCCGCAACCAGUCCCCCCCGAGGGAAGCGCUGGCAUCCUGCCGCCCGGCCAGGAGGACACGGUUUUUCCCAGCUCCCAUCAGCUCCCCGGGCACCCGAAGCCGCACCAGGGGAAGCGGAGCCGGGGCAGGAGCAGGAGCUCAUCUCAGCGGCACCCACUCCCCCGGGAGCUGCCAGGUCCCGAGCGCCGUCCCAGCCCUGAGGGAAGGGUCAUUCCUUCAGCACCGCCGUGGCCGGGAUCGCCAGAGCCGAGAGUGGGAAGAGGCACCGGACUGGCUGGCGGAGCAGAUCUGAGGAGCCGCAGCUGCGCCGUGAACCGGACCAGCAGCAGGGAUCUGGCACAGCCACGCACAGUUGUUAUACCUGGGGGGACGACCACAGCUCUCGGGGGCACGGGGAUCUCGGACUACAAGGACCGCGCAGACGCGGGACGGAUGGAUGGAGGGACAGACGGGGCUCUCCAGCCUGCGCGGCACUCGCAGUUUAUUUCUGUCUAGCUAGGGUCUGUGCUGCUGGGCGGCUCUGGCGGAGCCCUCUCAGGUGCUCUCCUCCCCGGGCUGCGGGCAGUCCAGCCAGUACUGGGCGAUGGAGCGGGGGUAGCGGGGCUGCACCAGGUCCACACGCUUGGUGCGCAGGUUGACGCGGUAGUACUUGUCUGGGAGGAAGGGGAGAUGGCUGUCAGGACUGCCCGCGGGGCAGAGCUGCGGGGAGCUGCCAGCCCUCGGCUGGGAAGGUUCCCACUGCAUCCCGGAGCUCAGGGACAUCACGGAACGAGAGGAGACCUCCCCCUGCCCCGGCAGCCCUGGUUCUGCAUCUCUCCCGGAUCCCGCUGCCCCACACUCACCUCCUACAAAGAAGUAGACGCUCUGGAGGGUCUCACACUGGGAGCCCGACAGCCAGUCGCUUUCGACACCUGCAGAGUCGGAGUCGUUUUGCAGCCAGCCCCAGAAACCCAAAUUCAGUGACCGGUGGCUCUUGUACCUCUUGCGCUGGCGGCGAGACUUCCUCCUCCGCGGCUGCUGGGAGGCCACGUAGAUCCUGCCGGCCAUGGCAGCGUCCAGCCGGCUGGGCACCCCCCGCCAGUCUUUGCUGAUGUACCGUGGGCUGCUCGCCCCGGCUGGCAAAGAGGCAGAGGGUGAGUGAGAGGGGCAGCAAUGUCUGGGGGUGAGCUGAGCCCAGCCCCACAGGCAGCCCCCCCAGCACCCGCUCCGAGACCCACAGGGAUGCUCCAAAGGAUCCCAGCCCGGCUGGGAUGCGUGACGGGGACAUGGGCCAGGCAGAGCUGGGAGCAGCCCCUUGGCCGACCCGUGUCUGGGAUCAGCCCUGUGCUGCUCAGGCCCCUUUUCCUCCUCUCCAUCUUUCAUUUCUCUUUCCUGGGGCUGGGGUUUUCCUAUGGCAUCUCCAGCUCCAGUGGGAAUAAACGCUCCCCAGCAGCGA
This is a messenger RNA of Aquila chrysaetos chrysaetos, 3281 nucleotides long. RefSeq names its product kinesin family member 12 (gene KIF12). Gene Ontology annotation, molecular function: ATP binding; microtubule motor activity; microtubule binding. The record is from RefSeq and is a predicted model, not a curated record. Lineage: Eukaryota; Metazoa; Chordata; Aves; Accipitriformes; Accipitridae. Gene Ontology annotation, biological process: microtubule-based movement.